GUCUGGCCAGUGCAGCCUUGGACACGCAAGUGUCUUGGGGCCAGUGGUGGCUGCCUCUGUGCCCACAGCUGUCCAUCCAUGCCCGGGGGAGGAUUCCAGAGCAUAGGAGGAGAACCUGGAGGAUUGCUCUGGAUCCAGUAGAGGGGCUUCCAGAAAAGGCCACAACCCAGAGGGGGACCCCCCAACCCUUCUACAGUCCUGGGGCCAGAGGGACCUGGGCUUCCCACCACCCAGUCUGGGGCUCCAUGCUGACUGCACUCAUUGCUGCUGCCCCCUUACGUUUCCUGCUCACACAGCUCCUGAAAAUUGCGCAUCUGCCGGCCGGCUGGGGCCUGCCUCAGCCUUGGACAGCACAGCCCAAGAGUGGCUUGGAGAAGGGCCCCUGCAUGCCCCAGAGCCUGCAUCUCGCCUUCAGAGACCAGGGAUCCAGCUCGAGUGGGAAGACCACGACCUCGGGACGUGGACGAAGGGCGAUCGAGGAGGCAAGGACAGACCUGCCGAGAGACUACAGCCUGUGUGAGCACCUGAGGGCUGAGCUGAGGUGCCGAGUGGACGAGUGGUGACCACCCCUUCCAGCAGGCAGGGUCCCCUUGGGUGGCAGCUGCAGCCCAGCCCCAGCCAAGCAGAGUUUCUCCAGGAGCCGGACAGCCGCUCUGUCUCCAUGGCAGCCUUCCUGUCUGCUGGCCUCGGCAUACUUGCACCCUCAGAGACCUACCCCCUACCCACAACCAGCUCUGGCUGGGAGCCCCAGCUGGGGUCGCCAUUCCCAUCAGGCCCUUGCACCAGCUCUACUGGGGCCCAAGCUGUGGCCGAGCCCACUGGGCAGGGCCCCAAGAACCCACGUGUGUCCAGUGUGACGGUUCAGCUGGAGAUGAAGCCUCUGUGGGAGGAAUUCAACCAGCUGGGCACUGAGAUGAUCGUCACCAAGGCAGGCAGGAGGAUGUUCCCCCCCUUCCAGGUGAAGAUCCUGGGCAUGGACUGCCUGGCCGACUACGCCCUGCUCAUGGACUUCAUCCCCCUGGACGACAAGAGAUACAGGUAUGCCUUCCACAGCUCGGCCUGGCUGGUGGCAGGCAAGGCAGACCCAGCCACACCUGGCCGCGUGCACUUCCACCCUGACUCGCCGGCCAAGGGUGCCCAGUGGAUGCGCCAGAUUGUGUCCUUCGACAAGCUCAAGCUGACGAACAACCUGCUGGAUGACAAUGGCCACAUCAUUCUCAACUCCAUGCAUCGCUACCAGCCCCGUUUCCACGUGGUCUUCGUGGACCCACGCAAGGACAGUGAGCGCUAUGCCCAGGAGAACUUCAAGUCCUUCAUCUUCACGGAGACCCAGUUCACAGCCGUGACAGCCUAUCAGAACCACAGGAUCACCCAGCUGAAAAUCGCCAGCAACCCUUUUGCCAAGGGCUUUAGAGAGAGUGACCUGGACUCCUGGCCUAUGGCCCCACGGCCCCUGCUCAGUGUCCCAGCCCGGAGUCACAGCAGCCUCAGUCCCUGUGUGCUGAAGGGCGCCACAGACAGGGAAAAAGACCCCAACAAAGCUUCAGCUUCCACCUCCAAGACCCCUGCUCGGCUCCAUCAUCAGCUGCUGCCCCCACCUGAGGCCCUGCUGGCCCCGGCCACCUGCAGGCCUGUCACCUAUCAGAGCCUGUACUCUGGGGCUCUGAGCCACCUAGGGAUCCCAAGGACCCGACCAGCACCAUACCCCCUCCCCAACAUCCGGGCUGAUAGGGAUCAAGGAGGCCUGCCUCUCCCAGCUGGGCUGGGGCUCCUGUCCCCCACUGUGGUGUGCCUGGGGCCUGGCCAGGACUCCCAGUGAUGGCAGAAGCCCUGUGGGGAAGCCCUGCUACCCUGGACCUUACACCUGGUGUGGGAAUCAGCCUCUGCCCCGCCCCCUCCAGCCCCACCUCUGUCUCAAGGAAAGCAGGGUAGGUGAAAGUCUAGAGAAAGAGGCUACCUGCCCAGGGUCACAGCAAGCCUGGGACUAUGGCAAGCUUGGAACCAGGUCUUCUACCUCCCAACCCCAGCAGCCUGAAUACUGUGCCCUCUUGCUUUGGGGGUAACUCUCGAAAACCCUGCCUUAUCUCUCCCUUCCCCCUAACAUUAAACUAUUUGGCAUGAGUGGUCAGAGCACUUCUGUCCUCGUGGUCAGGGUGGGUGGGGGCCUCAGGAACUCCUAGACCCAUCACAGUCCCCACACCAGCCUUGUAGGCAUCCCGAAGCUCUGCCCAGUGCCGUCCGCAUCCCUGGGAGCACACAGUAAUAUUAAAAGU
Messenger RNA from Symphalangus syndactylus (siamang), 2273 nucleotides. It is a transcript of the gene TBX10, whose product is annotated as T-box transcription factor 10. NCBI's taxonomy places the organism in Eukaryota, Metazoa, Chordata, Mammalia, Primates, Hylobatidae. Gene Ontology annotation, biological process: positive regulation of DNA-templated transcription; regulation of transcription by RNA polymerase II; cell fate specification. Gene Ontology annotation, molecular function: RNA polymerase II cis-regulatory region sequence-specific DNA binding; DNA-binding transcription factor activity, RNA polymerase II-specific. The record is from RefSeq and is a predicted model, not a curated record. Gene Ontology annotation, cellular component: chromatin; nucleus.